Messenger RNA from Hipposideros armiger (great roundleaf bat), 3174 nucleotides. RefSeq names its product membrane associated ring-CH-type finger 8 (gene MARCHF8). The transcript is spliced from 10 exons. The record is from RefSeq and is a predicted model, not a curated record. Bases 462 to 2192 code for a protein of 576 amino acids. Lineage: Eukaryota; Metazoa; Chordata; Mammalia; Chiroptera; Hipposideridae. Gene Ontology annotation, molecular function: zinc ion binding.
GCGUCACGUGACGAGCCCGUCGGCGUCCUCUAGCAGAACUGUGUAAACAGGCCCGCAGCGCUUGAUGCGGCCCUGCUUCGUCCGCGUCUCCGGCAUGCUGCAGGCGGCCCCGGGCAGCCUGGUCGCGAGCUCAGCGCCCACCUGAGGUAACUCCCGUGGCCUCUCGACCGCUGGACCUCCCGCCACGCUCAGCCGCUAUCAUCGGCCGCGGACGAGGCCGGCGGAGCCCCUGGCCCCGGCAGGGGGUGUGGCUGCCCGCUGUGAGGUCCGCGACAGAAUUUCCACAUCUGUAAAAUGAAAGUCUGGACCAGGACCUUCCACUUCUGUCCUGUAUGAUCUCGAGAGACCUGCAUACAUUGGAAGCUGCCAGAGGAAAAGCAUAGCUUUAAGUCCAUGGCCCAAAAUGACUCUACCACUGGAGACUGUCUUCUGUGAAGAAGACGAGCAGACAGGAGGCUGUGAUGAGCAUACCACUGCAUCAGCUCUCUGCCAUUCCAUCCCAGGAUGCCACCUCCGCCAGAGUCUACAGAAUUAAGACCAAAGAAAAGGAGAGAGAAGAACAGAAUGAGAAGACUUUGGGACAUUCCAUGAGUCAUCCCAGCAGCGUCUCUAAGGCUGGGGGUCCUCCGCUGGCAUCCGCUCCAGUGUCCGCCUUCUCUCGCACCUCUGUCACGCCUUCCAAUCAGGACAUCUGCAGUUCCAGUGCAGUGUUUUCUGAGUGUUGUCACCACAGUUCCGUGCAGUCUGCUGUUGUCUUGAAAGCUCCUCACUGCCAGAGUGCUCUGACACAUGGGCUCACUGUGACGGUUAUCUGUAAGGACACGUUACAGGCGUCAGACAGCAAUCCCUGUGGUGCAGAGCGGACCCGGGCCUCGAAGCCUGCUAAGAAUACCAGACCCAGAAGAACACUAAAGUUCUCAAAAUCCCUAAACGAUAUGGGCGAGAAGGCCCAGGAUCCUUUGGAAAGCUUUGACUAUGUGGAAAGAACUUGCUCUGAAGGGAAAUUGGUGCUCUUUCAAGACCCGUGUCUCAGAAUGUACAGGUUCCAUCAUAAAGAGAAAAGAACACUGAAUAGCAAACCUCUGGGCCAUUCCAAACAGUCUUGUGUUUCCUCCCUGUCUGCCAACCACCCAGCUGCCUCAGAGGUGGGAGGUGGCAAGGGGGGCAUGCCCAUUCCUCUGUGGGAGGAGAAGGCAGAUGACGCAUCCAUGCCCAGGAGCCGCCGGCUGCUCCGGUACCUGCUCUCGCUCUCGCUCGGCUCAGGCGCCAGCAGCCUGCACAGGCCCCAUGAGCGGGAGGGCUGUGCCGCAUACCUGCACACCGCCCAGUCCUCCGGAGGGCUGGCCGGGAGCACGGGCUUCUGCUCUGAUGAAAUGGGAGACGAUGACGUCUUUGAGGACAGCACUUCCGCAAAAUCCAAGAGCAAGGUCCUGCGGGCGCCCCUCUGCUCAGUGGAGAAGGACAGUGACCUGGAUUGUCCUUCUCCUCUCUCUGAAAAACGCCCCCCCAUCUCUCCUGUGUCCACGUCAGGGGACACCUGCAGACUUUCCAUGUGGGUGCGGAUCUGUCACUGUGAAGGGGAUGAUGACAGCCCUCUGAUCACCCCGUGCCGCUGCACAGGGAGCCUCCACUUCGUGCACCAGGCCUGCCUGCAGCAGUGGAUCAAGAGCUCUGACACGCGCUGCUGCGAGCUCUGCAAGUACGAGUUCGUCAUGGAGACCAAGCUGAAGCCUCUGAGAAAAUGGGAAAAACUGCAGAUGACGCCCAGCGAGCGCAGGAAGCUCAUGUGCUCUGUGACGUUCCAUGUCAUCGCCAUCACCUGUGUGGUCUGGUCCUUGUACGUGCUCAUCGACCGCACAACCGAGGAGAUCAAGCAGGGCCAGGCAACAGGAAUCCUAGAGUGGCCCUUUUGGACUAAAUUGGUGGUUGUGGCCAUCGGCUUUACCGGAGGACUUCUUUUUAUGUAUGUUCAGUGCAGAGUGUACGUGCAAUUGUGGAAGAGACUCAAGGCUUAUAACAGAGUAAUCUAUGUUCAGAACUGUCCAGAAACAAGCAAAAAGAAUAUUUUUGAAAAACCUGCACUCACAGAGCCCAACUUUGAAAAUAAAGAUGGACGUGGAAUCUGUCAUUCCGACACAAACUCUUGUUGCACAGAACCUGAAGACACUGGAGCAGAAAUCGUUCAUGUCUGAUUGUGUGGAGGGCGUAGUGUUCCUGGACAUCCACAAACAUCUGAAGGAAAUUGUUUACUGACAAUUGUGUACCUUUUCUUACGUGCUUCAAUAGCACAGACUGGGCAGGUGACUCUUUUUAAUUGCUUCUCUUUUUCUAAACCCUCCUCAGUGAAUCUCCUGGAAAGCUCUCAUAUCAUCUGUGUACGGCUGGGUCCACCUCUGCCAGCAUGUCUGUGGGAAGGGAAGGUGGAAGAGCCUCAGGACACCAGGAUAGGGAGCUGGCCCAUGGUCUGGAGCAGGAGAGAAUAAGAUGCCAAACCUGAGGGCAGAGCCAGGGCAGGGUGGCACCCGGCCCUGAGGUGUAGCUUCUGCCAGUUGGCAGCCACCCCCGCCCUGGAGCAAAGUGUUUGGGGAUGUCUCGUCACGGUGGGAGGAUUUCCCUCCUCACUAAGGAGAACCGGGAGAUGAGCUCCCUCUGCCAAUGCUGCCGAGCAGCCGGGCCUCGGUGCUCUGUGCCUGGUGGCCAGUGGUUCACUCAGCAAACAGCACUUUACAAAAAGAGAAUCUUUAUUUUAUAAUAUGUGUCCAGUGAGACUGACAUUGAAAAGAAUGUCUCAUUUUGAAACCUUCUCUUCAUGACCCUGAGUAUCUCUUUUAUGUUGUGACAGCCCUAAAACCCCUUUUGCCUUAUGUAUUCUAAGAAACAUGACGUCCACUCUGUGUGCAUUAAAGGGACUUGUGACUAUAAAGCAAGACAACCAGGUAUGAGGCUUUUCCAUAACAUUUCACGGGAAUUAAUGGAUUCUAGAUGGCAAUUGGAGCGUGUUUCCUAUGGUUUCAAGCCUGUUUUAUGACAAGUCUUUCUAGGCCUGCCCUGAAAGUCUCUCUUUUGUCAACACUGAAAAGGAAGGGUUUAGAGGUCUAAACAAAAGGAAAGGAAGUGAGAGGGCCGGCUGAGUGGCUCAGUUGGUUAAGAGCUCACUCAAGAGUUUGAGCUCUG